AUGAGGAUGGCAUAUUCUGUCCGAUGGGGACAAGUCAACGGCAAACUUACGGUGCCAAGCCGAAAAUUUGAUGCGAUGCGGCGAUAUGUCUGCGCUACGUGCGCGCAUCCUCAACGCCGUACUUUAUUGACGAACACAGACCCUAUUCGUCGACGAAUUCCAAUCGCACAGCAGACUGGUACUAUCAUCGCCUCCAAGCGCUUUGCAUCAUCUGUAGAAGAUUCAGAAACUCCCGAUGAAUUACGAACAAAGAUCGAUAAUAUUCAUUUAAAGACGGAAUUCGAGACAAGAAACGACAUUAGAGAAUAUUUGCGCAAAUGGCAAGAACAGAACGUGAAUCAUCUAGACCCCAUCCAGGGUUCGGAUUCCUCGAACACGAAUUCGCCGCAUGUAGGGAAAUUGACCGGAAACAUGCUCAACGAUGGACAAGCCAUUUACGAUGAUGCCGUCGAAAAAUCAUACACUAGCUUGGGCGAAACCUCAGAUUACAAGAUCGAUAUGGAUGAGAAUUAUGAAACUGGCGAUAUUCUGGAGCCGGGCGACCUAGUGGGAUUCUUCUCUGGGUCGAAUAUGGCAACACCUGCGGUAUACAUACGAUCUGUGGAAAGACAAAAGCAGUUCUAUACACUCAGAGGGAAAUGGCGAGUCACAUCGGAUAAGGAUAUUGAUAUCGUUAUCAAAGGCUUUGCGCCUCCGGAAUUAACCGAUGCUCUUAUCCCAUAUCUCCCUGACACAGCAGUCUCGCCGAACAUCAGCAUGCAAGAAAUCGCCGAAGGAGGAGUUCCUCGCUCCGCAGCUGCACCGCUCAUGGCCAUGCUUCAACAAUUUUCCGAGAAAGAGGCACAGCUCUAUAGAGAAAAUGCGCAACGAAUCGACAAUCUAUACCGAAUAAUCGCAUCCCCGAACAAACGCACCGUAAUGACUUUGCAUGAAAUAGCGGCCCAGGCUCUUCAGAUUGGCAUAGACGACGUGACGCCAGAAGCCCUUUUCAUGACACAAAAGGCACUUCAGCGGAGCCCGUUCCUCAUUUUGGCUGACCGCUCGUCUGUGUUUUCCAAUCGGUACCUAGUACGGCCGAAGUCAUUCAUGCAUCGUUUCAACACCGUGAUUGAAUGGGUUCGUGAGCAUCAGGACCAUUUAGGUCAGCUGGCCUUACACAAACCUUCCAAUCUAGCAGACCAUCCGCUCCAAAAUUUUCUUCUGAAAGCCCGAAGGAUAAUACUCCAAAAUCGAAAUAUCAGGUCUCCAACAACCAUGUCGAACGUCGGUCCUUCCGCUCAACAAUUUACGACGGAGGAUGUGCCCGAAGGACGGGUGUAUCAGAAGGUAGUCACAGACCAGUUUGACGAGUCUGACAAAUUCAUUCUGGAGUACCUUGUACAUUUUUCCAUUCCACCACAAAGGCUUAAUAUGAGCUCUGCGAGAUACGCUGCCAUUCACAUAAUGAGGGCAACGGGGUUGUAUACAGCCAUAGAGCUUCAACGCGGGGCAAUAUCACUCUUUUUGCAGGAGUUAGGUCAUCACAUUGAUUUAGAAUCUGAACGUGUAGUGGCGCUUGCACUAAAAUCUGCUAGCAAACCUUCGAAGUACAAGGACGAUAGAAUGUCAGAUAUGCGAGUGGACUGGGGAGAUUUGCCAAUUUAUUGUAUCGACGAUCCUGGUGCAAAGGAAAUUGACGAUGGCAUCUCUCUAGAGCCUGUUGCCGGAUCCGAAGACACGUUUUGGCUUCGUGUGCACAUCGCCAACCCAACGGCUUUCAUGCCACAUGAUGAUACCAUAUUUGAGAAUGCUGCUAGACGUCUAACGACUGUCUAUUUGCCUGAAAGGCACUAUCCCAUGCUACCAACAUCUUUUACGAGUCGAUCCUUCAGUCUGGCUGCUAAUAGCCCUACUCUCACCAUAUCUGCCAAAGUCAAUUUGAACGGCGAUGUUUUGGAAACGGGCAUUACGAAUGGAAUAGCACGAAAUGUUGUCUACUUGACCCAUGCGGGUCUUCGAAAAGCCCUCGGUGGUCAAACAAAAGACCCGCAAAUAUACACGGUUGGACGGAACCCGCCUUUACAUUAUCUCAACCAACUAUCCCCCGAGUCACCUGCAUUUACCCAGGAGCAAUCAGAUACUUUCACCCUUAUGAGAAAAAUCAUGACUCAGAUUAAUAACAAAUGGAGAGAGAAUGGCGGGCUGACUUGGCCGGACAGUUUCAAUCAACAGAAUCCGUCCAUAUACACUGGCAACCCCAUUUCCCCAUUUUCGGUGCAUCCUGAAAAGCUCGACUGGGAAGGGGGCUAUUACCAGGGUGACCCAAUCAUUCUACUCCCCACUAACGACGUUGACCCUUAUGACGUUCCAGAUUUGAGCAAAAGGAACCUCGUGGCGCUGGUCAUGCGAUUCGCCUGCCACAUUGCAGGACGAUGGAGCGCAGACAGAAACAUUCCCCUAGUAUAUGACGGCACUUACUUUCACCCAGAGUACCCGCCAUUGACGCCAGAAAGACUGAAAAGGUUUACUGCAGACGACUGGCUUCGUUUCGCACCUCCUAAGGGAUAUAGUGCUUCCAGCGUUCUUCCACACGCCGGUUUGGGUGUUGACGCAUAUACCAAAGCAACCAGUCCCCUACGGCGAUAUAGCGAUCUAGUCGCCCACUAUCAAAUUGAAGCAGCUCUGCGCUACGAGAAACAGCACAGUAAGAAAUUCAACGGCGCAGAAUCCGAAGCCGCUUCCGCACUACCAUUCUCCACCAAACAAAUCGACUCCCUUCUCGAGGAAAUGAAAGCCAAGUAUCCCCUCAUCAACUCCGUGCAGAACCAAUCCCGAACGUUCUGGGUGUGUCAAUUCCUUUUCCGCGCAUUUUAUUUUGGUGAAUGCGAUAACCUCCCGGAUACUUUCGCCUGUAUGGUGCGACAGCCGGUUCAGGGCGUUUCGACGACGGACGCAAACUAUGUAGGCGCUUAUGCGGCGGAUAACUUGCCGUUGGGUAUUCGGGUACAGCUCUUUGUUACUGAGGAAUUCCGUGAUUUGGAUACGCUCAGUACGGUGGAAGCUAAGAUUGUGGCUGUUAAUAUGGCGAAGCAUGUUGUUGAGAUGGAGGUUGUGAGGAAAGUGAAGGGUUGGGAACGGACUGGUGAUUGGGCUUAG
Molecule: messenger RNA, 3135 nt
Organism: Talaromyces amestolkiae
Lineage: Eukaryota; Fungi; Ascomycota; Eurotiomycetes; Eurotiales; Trichocomaceae
Exons: 4
Coding region: 1-3135 (1044 amino acids)
Biological process (GO): mRNA catabolic process
Cellular component (GO): P-body; exosome (RNase complex)
Molecular function (GO): 3'-5'-RNA exonuclease activity; RNA binding
Source: RefSeq, a predicted model, not a curated record